This is a messenger RNA of Dibothriocephalus latus, 1848 nucleotides long. The record is from the annotation of a GenBank genome assembly. NCBI's taxonomy places the organism in Eukaryota, Metazoa, Platyhelminthes, Cestoda, Diphyllobothriidea, Diphyllobothriidae.
AUGCGGAAAGCCAUGCCAAAGCCAUCCCUCAAAAGUCCACAUGGCGAGGAAGAGGACUCCGACUCACAAUCUUCACAAAAACCCCUCAGUCUACUGCAACUCGAUGAUGUCUACGACAGACUCGUAGGGACACACGGACUCUGGCAAGUCAUGAUUGUCAUUCUUUUCUGUCUAUCGACGUCUUCUGCCAUGACCUUUCCUGUGUACGCAAACGCCGUACCUCGUUUUCGGUGCAAAAUGGAGCCAGCGGUGGAGAAGGCCCUCGCCGAGCAUGCUGUAAGCUUUCACGAAGCGGCAACACUAAUAGGACCUUGGCCCAAGGAUCCUAAUGACGAAGGCCUACAUCAGGGUCGGUAUGGAUGUCGGCGUUACCAAGUGACCAACCGAACGAUUGAUUGGCAGAAACUCCUCAAGAACAGGACGGCCCUAUUUUCAGGGAACAGCAGCACUGAACCCUGUCCGUAUGGACAUGUGUUUUACCCAUGGGAGCACCAGUACCCAAGCGGCAUUGCGGCAGACUGGAACCUCGUGUGUGAGGAAGCUUGGAAAGUGCCCUUCAGUACAUCAGUAUACAUGGUUGGGAUGAUGAUAGGCUUCAUGUUGGGCGGUGUAUUUGGAGAUCAUCUGGGACGGAAGAAGACCAUCUUUAUGGCCACCUUUUUAGAAUGUGGUUUCGGUCUAGCGGUUUCCUUUUCACCCAAUUACGCCGCUUAUACAGUCCUGCGAGCUCUUUUAUCGUUAAGUUGCACAAUUAAAGUGACCUCAAUUAGCGUAUUUCUAGUCGAGAUGACGAACGCCCGAUACAGGUCCAUUUUUGGCGCUCCUUGGGCUAUCUAUGUUAACUUUGUAAGUCGUGCUGUCCAUGCUUUGGCGGCCAUGUACAUAAAUAACUGGAGAUACCUGCAUCUGAUUGUAGUCGCACCGCCAUGUAUCGGAGUCUUUGCUCUUUACUUUCUGCCCGAAUCACCCCGGUGGCUCGUCUCACAAAAUCGGUUGGAUGAGGCUGUUUCCACACUCUACAGGGCCUACAGAAUCAACAAUUUAUUAGGCCGCAAUCGACGACCAAUCAUGACCAGAAGUGAGUUUAUUGAGGAACUAAACCACGAUCCAACACCGGUUUACCAUGAGUCCACGGUAAAGGGUAUCACUCAACGCUGCAAGCUAUGUAUUCAAAAUUGUGAUACGACAGUAUGUGCCAAAACUUGGGAGGCUGUCAAAGGACCCUAUCAGACGGGUGAUCUUGCCAAACGCAGCAUCGUUUCUACCUGCAUAUUUGCUGGACAGUUGUGUUGCUUUUUCGGCCUUCUCUACUAUACCCGCAUCAUUCGGGGUUCAAUUUAUUUAAUAUCGUUUAUAAAUGCCUGCACAUCACUGCCUGCUACAUUCCUGUCUACGAUCCUCUACAGUUGUGUUCGUAGCCGCCGUAUGCCACUGCUAGCCCUGUACUCGAUGGCAGGAAUCGUACUACUCAUUGGCGGCCUCUACACAGUCAUUCUGCAACCCUCGUCAGAGAUGGCGCUCAUUGUCUGCUGCAAUCUGGCCCUUGCUUUGCUAGGUGCCACGUUCAACAUGAUUUUUAUCUAUAUACCGGAACUGUAUCCUGCAACUCUUCGGACUGAGGGGCUGGGCAACGCCUCUGGUCUGGGUCGAGUGGGCAGUAUCGUAAGCAGUUUCAUUAACGAACUCGAUCAGACAUUUAAGCAUGGCUUUCCGGUCGUCGUCUACGCCGCGGUUACCUUUGCUGUUGUGAUGUUACUGUGCUGUACGCCGGACACCACAGGAGACAACAUAAAGGACAAACUGGAAGACGAAAAGUCAGAGAAGGAAGUCGAGGCCGAAGACCUUUAA